Molecule: messenger RNA, 366 nt
Organism: Gongylonema pulchrum
Lineage: Eukaryota; Metazoa; Nematoda; Chromadorea; Rhabditida; Gongylonematidae
Source: the annotation of a GenBank genome assembly
AUGCGUGAUCCAGAAUUCUGGCUACAGUGUUAUGGUAUGAUGGUGUUGCAUGCUUAUAAAUAUCCACAUCGACCUGUUGUCGGCAUCCUGGUUGGAAGGCUUACUAGGACAAAUCUGUUUAUAAUCGAACAUGCGGUGCCAGUAUUGCAUGAAAGUGCCACGUUGGGUAUGGUUAUGGAGUUAGCGUUAGUGUCUGUCGAAACUUACUGUAAUAUGGGGAAGAACUCUGUUGUUGGCGUGUAUUUUUGCAACGAAACUUUAUCAGAUAACAGCCUUGAUCAUAAUGCAGUACGAGUAGCUGAAAAGAUUGCGUCCAAUUUUCCCAAUGCACUUCUUGUUCAAGUAACUUUUUAUACAUUUAACUAA